AUUGGCAUUCACAUUUGAAACUAAGCCAGCCAACUCACACUCUUUGGUUUUUUUUGUUCAGGAAACCCAGAAGCACAAGCACCGAUACUUAUUUCUGUCUUGAUAAUUUCUGGGUUUAUAGAGAAUUGAAGUCAUGGAGGAGGGAAAGAUGGAUGAUUUGAUCAGUAGCUUACCCUUUGAAAUACAGAAAAGAGUUGCUUCCUUGCUGCCAUUGAAGGAAGCAGUAAGAACAACCAGUCUUUCUACAUUUUGGAGAAGCCUCUGGUCUCCGAUUCAGCUAAGCUUGGAUUUUGAUCCAAACCCACUAAACCAUGAAGAGGCUGGUCAAGAUAUCGAACAGGUUAUGGGCAUGUUCUUGAGGUCUUUUGCUUGUCCGGAGAAAUUGGAGCUCAAUCUCAAAGUACCUAUUAACAAUAGAAAUGAAGAAUUGGUUGUCAAAGCUACCAAGGGGGUUAAGCAAGAGCUUCAUGUUGAGUUCUCUGAAACCCAGAAUGUUCCAGCAAAAACUUGUUUGUGCCUUCACAGCACUCCUACCCAAAGAGCUAGUUUCUUUGGGGUCAAGCUUCUUCACCUCAGAUCAGUCACCAAUCUUUCCAAGCCUUUGGUUUCUAUGAUGUUUUCAAAUUGUAAUGUUCUUGAAAGUUUGAGUCUUGAGAAAUGUAGAGGGUUGGAGAGCCUUGAAGUAGAGACCUUGAGUCUUCAGAGCUUGGUGGUGGAAGACUGUUCAAACAUGGCUGCUAUUAUGGUUUCUGCUCCAAAUCUAAUAUCUUUCGAGUAUCAUGGUGCUCUUCUUCAGAUUGAGAUAAAGAAAACAGUGACCCUGGUUGAUGUUGUGCUCGAUUUGAGAGACGGACCAGGAAGAAAUGAGUUUGAUUGUGAGGAUGUCUUGCCCAUCCUAGCUUCUUUCAAGGAUGUUGAGGUUCUCACCAUAAGUGGCUGGCUUCUUGAGUGGUUGUGUUCGGCGGGAGUGAUUUUUGGAAAGCUUGAGUUCAAUUUCAACAGACUGAAGGAGUUAAGUUGCAUUGAUUUUGUUAUCAGCAAGGACAAAAGGGAUUCUCUUGCCUGCUUCCUAAACUCAUGUCCUUCCUUAGUGAAGUUGUCCGUCGAGAUUGAGAGCAAGCUGAACAUCAUCCCAUGUCCGUGCUUCCAUCAAUACUGGCAUGAACCUCACCUCUGGAUGGACUUCACGACCGUAAGGUCGAAUACUUCGAAUCUUGAGCAGCUCGAAAGUGUCAAUCUGGUUGGCUUCGUCGGCAAAGAAGACGAAUUGCUUCUAAUGGAUCUCUUUCUUGAAAAGGCAACGAGGCUCAACUCGUUGAUUCUUGUGUAACCAACAUUUCUCUGUAAAUCAUGGCAUGGCAUGUAAAGAAUCCCCCGAGUUAUCAUUUUCCUCUGGUAGAAGAGACACCUUCGUGAAUAUAAAUUUGUAGAUUACAAGUCUCACUCCGCAAUUUAAAGUGCU
Messenger RNA from Fragaria vesca subsp. vesca, 1462 nucleotides. RefSeq names its product FBD-associated F-box protein At5g22730-like. Bases 134 to 1330 code for a protein of 398 amino acids. Lineage: Eukaryota; Viridiplantae; Streptophyta; Magnoliopsida; Rosales; Rosaceae. The record is from RefSeq and is a predicted model, not a curated record. The transcript is spliced from 3 exons. Gene Ontology annotation, molecular function: protein binding.